Molecule: messenger RNA, 731 nt
Organism: Neltuma alba
Lineage: Eukaryota; Viridiplantae; Streptophyta; Magnoliopsida; Fabales; Fabaceae
Product: probable small nuclear ribonucleoprotein F
Exons: 5
Coding region: 117-383 (88 amino acids)
Biological process (GO): spliceosomal snRNP assembly; mRNA splicing, via spliceosome
Cellular component (GO): U1 snRNP; catalytic step 2 spliceosome; pICln-Sm protein complex
Molecular function (GO): RNA binding
Source: RefSeq, a predicted model, not a curated record
GGACCUGUUCUCUACCCGCCGAUUUCUUCAUCAAAUAAACCCUAACAAUCCCUCAAAGCCAAACCCUUGGCAGCCCCUCAAGUCCACUGAGCGUUGCCGCGUUGCUCUCCUCUCUAAUGGCUACUAUACCUGUUAAUCCCAAGCCUUUCUUGAACAAUUUGACUGGAAAGCCUGUUAUUGUAAAAUUAAAGUGGGGGAUGGAGUAUAAAGGUUUUCUUGUUUCAGUUGAUUCCUAUAUGAACUUGCAGCUCGCCAACACAGAAGAGUACAUAGAGGGUCAGUUCACUGGAAAUUUAGGUGAAGUUUUAAUCAGAUGCAACAAUGUUCUCUACCUUCGCGGAGUACCGGAGGAUGAAGAAAUUGAAGAUGCUGAACAAGAUUAGAAUGACCAAAGUGCAUGGUUGUCAUGGCUUCAACAGAACUCCGGUUUACCCUUCCAUCAAAUGUUGCAUUGUUUGUGCUUAUUAAUGUAGAGAUUUAGAUCAUUGCUACCCUUAUGCGAAUUGGUGACCAUGAACAAUGUGUUGAUGUAAGGCGGGUUAAUCUUAUGUUGGCUAACGGCCUCUUCUGUUUCAAUUUUCAAUUAAUAUUAUAUCUAAUUCAGAGGAUAAUGCAUUAUGAGUUAGUUCCCUUUCUGGUGGGAUGGGUUUGUGUUGGAUCUCAGAAUUCCUUACAGAUCUUUUGUGUUGUUGGGUCCUAAGCCAUUCUGCUGGAGGAUUUCGUUUGCCUGU